AUGGCCAAUAUUGGACAUCUCAAGUUAUUGAUGAUUGCAAUCAUGGUUACGGCUGUUCUCUUUUCACUAGGAGAAGCUAUGAGUCUUUGUCACACCCUGGACUCAUGUCUCCCGGCAGGCUCUUGUGAGAAAUAUUGCAAAGCCGGUGGUUUUCCAGGAGGGAACUGUAAACCACCAAAUAUUUGUUGCUGUUAUUACUGA
This is a messenger RNA of Dovyalis caffra, 201 nucleotides long. Lineage: Eukaryota; Viridiplantae; Streptophyta; Magnoliopsida; Malpighiales; Salicaceae. The record is from the annotation of a GenBank genome assembly.